Molecule: messenger RNA, 1958 nt
Organism: Pollicipes pollicipes
Lineage: Eukaryota; Metazoa; Arthropoda; Thecostraca; Pollicipedomorpha; Pollicipedidae
Product: WW domain-containing adapter protein with coiled-coil
Exons: 9
Coding region: 879-1469 (196 amino acids)
Biological process (GO): positive regulation of TORC1 signaling; regulation of autophagy
Cellular component (GO): nucleus
Molecular function (GO): RNA polymerase II complex binding; chromatin binding
Source: RefSeq, a predicted model, not a curated record
GCGAACGAGUUUCGGGUGUUCAGCUGCUGUCCUCCGUAGAACGUUUCGCCGCCGUUCAGUUGUGGCUCAGAAUCAGUUUGUUUUCUGUCGUUACCUUAAUGACAUAACCUGGCAUUGAUGGUGAUGCAUGCUAGGAAACUUCCCCGGCUGAGUGAUGGUUACAGUGCAAAGUCCGGGUAUGACGAGAUGCUGGUGCACGGCUCGCCCAACGGCAAGGCGGGCUUCGCGCGCAGCAUCAGUCCGGACUCGCGCAGCCAGAGUCCGCGCUACCCCAGCAAGUCGUCCUACCACCGCGACAGCCGACUCAAGGACUACAGGGACCACCGAGACUACCGCGACAGGGACAGGCAUAGAGGCACAGAAGCAGCCCCCGCGACCGGGACCGGGACCGGGACCGAGACCGCUACAGAGACCGGGACCGGGACCGGGAACGGGACCGUGAGAGGGACGGAGGCCGGUCCUACGAGCGCGCCGACCGGGACCGGUCCGAGGCUCGCCGAGAUGAUCGGCCGUCGCGAGUGGGGCCCUGGACUGAGCACGUCUCGUCGUCCGGCAAGAAGUACUAUUACAACUCGACGACGGAGGUGUCGCAGUGGGACAAGCCGCGCGAGUGGUUGGACGCCGAGCGGCGCGACUACCGGGACGGCGAGGCCGGCUCGCAGCGAGCCGCCUCCAGCGCCGCCUCUGCCGCACCGCCCGACGCCAAGCCAGCGGCCGUGCGCGGUGGCUACGAGCGCGUGGGCGGCGGCGGUGGCGGCGCCCGGCGCGACUCGGUGGGCGAGCGUGAGCCGCGGCCGCACCGGGAUCGCGCCGAGCACCGCGAGCGCGUGCGCCGCCGCUCCGACGAGCCGCGCACCAACGGUCAGGCACAGCAGGACAUGGAGAUCUCGUCUGGCGACAGCACGCCGACGGAGGAGUCCGCCGGCGGCCUGGCGGAGGCGGCGGCGCCACGGCUGGCCGGCCUGACGGCCGUCAGUCUGGCGGCGGCGCUGCCACGCCUGCUGCAGCCGGCCGCCGACGGCGCGCCGCCGCCCGACGACGAUCGCGGCCCGCCCACGCCCACCCUCUCCGAGCCGGUCGACACGCCCGACCGACGCACCGACCCAGUGGUGAGCCCGUGCAGCAGCAUCAGCAGCCUGCAGCAGACGAGCCUGGCGGCGCUGCGGCCGACCAUGCCGCAGCUGACGCCGUCGCACGCCCAGUACUACAGCGAGCACCUGAUCCAGCACGUCGUCCAGUGGCCGGCCACCGUGAUGGAGAAACAGGCCAACCGGACCAACGAGGAGGCGUGCCACGUGGCGAGCCUGCUGAUGACCAAGGCGGCCACUGACCUGAAGAUGGCCCGCUCGCUGGUGCGGCUCGCCGAGAUCCAGGCUACGCUACAGGAACAAAGAAUUCUCUUCCUGCGGCAGCAGAUUCACGAGCUGGACGAGCUGAAGUCGCAGAACUCGUUCAUGUCGGACACCUAGCGGCGGCCGCGGCACCCGUCUGCCCAACCUUGUGAUAGCCGCCGCCUCACAUUCCACAGACCACCCUCCUCCCACUCUCUCAGGGGCGACCAGCCGCAUGCGUUUUUAGCUUUUAUCUGGUCUUCGACGCUGUGUCUUAGUUCACUUUACGCUGGCGUUCCUGAUUGUUGUGUGUCGCUCCGCGGUACUUGAGCCGCCUCUCGGACCCGAUAGAUGUCACCGCUGGUGGCCGGCGCCCCGUCCGGCACUUCCGAUGUCUGUGGCUGCUGUCGGCCGGCCCGACACUAGGUGGCGGCCGGCCCUCCCGGCCCGACACCUAUUUAUUCAGGGGCUGCGCGGCGCGCGCGCGCGCGCGCGGCUGGGUGUCUGUGUAAUGUUUGUACAGCUGUGUGCGUGUCCUGCUCGGGUACACUGUGUAAUGUACGGCAUGGUUGCGGUCAAUUCCACUGAGAAACAGAUGACGAAUAAAACAAUUAUGUGAAAUGUUUA